AACAGAGAACCUCCUAUACCUGCUUAGUGCUAGCUAGCUGCUCAAGUGGUAAGGGAAAUGGCCUCCUCCUCCUCCACGGUGGUUGCACUUGCUGCACUCUUCUCCCUCCUCGUCACAUAUGGCUCGUGCGCUAGGCCGGUGAACUUUAACGCCUCCGACUUCACCGCCGACCCCAACUGGGAGGCCGCCAGGGCCACCUGGUACGGGGCGCCCACCGGCGCUGGCCCUGACGACGACGGUGGCGCCUGCGGGUUCAAGAACGUGAACCUGCCGCCGUUCUCGGCCAUGACGUCCUGCGGCAACGAGCCCCUGUUCAAGGACGGCAAGGGCUGCGGCUCAUGCUAUCAGAUAAGAUGCGUCAACCACCCUGCCUGCUCCGGCAACCCGGAGACGGUCAUCAUCACGGACAUGAACUACUACCCGGUCGCCAAGUACCACUUCGACCUCAGCGGCACGGCGUUCGGCGCCAUGUCCAAGCCCGGCCGCAACGACGAGCUCCGCCACGCCGGCAUCAUCGACAUCCAGUUCAAGAGGGUGCCCUGCAACUACCCCGGACAGAAGGUGACGUUCCACGUCGAGGAGGGCUCGAACUCGGUCUACCUCGCGGUGCUCGUCGAGUUCGAAGACGGCGACGGCGACGUGGUGCAGGUGGACCUCAUGGAGGCCAACUCCGGGUCGUGGACGCCGAUGCGCGAGUCGUGGGGAUCCAUCUGGAGGAUGGACGCCAACCACCGGCUGCAGGCGCCCUUCUCGCUGCGCAUCACCAACGAGUCCGGCAGAACCCUGGUGGCCAACAAGGUCAUCCCGGCCAACUGGGUGCCCAACACUUACUACCGCUCCAUCAUCCAGUAUUAGCUCAUGAUCUGCUGCUGCACACAAUUAUUUGGUGUCACUGGUAUUGUAUCAUAUAUCUUUGUUGCAUUGGAUCGAGGUGCCUUAGAUAGUAGGUGAUGAGACAUUCUUGUGUGUCUGCAAGAGAUUGAGAUGGGAAAUGGAGGAGGCAAGUUUGCAUGUGCUUUCCCGCCCAUUGUCAAUGUUGUACCAGUGUGAUCAAGGUUAUAAAUUAUAAAAUGUAUUUUUAUGGCUUCA
This is a messenger RNA of Phragmites australis (common reed), 1089 nucleotides long. Its product is annotated as expansin-B3-like. The record is from RefSeq and is a predicted model, not a curated record. Gene Ontology annotation, cellular component: extracellular region. Bases 58 to 855 code for a protein of 265 amino acids. The transcript has 4 exons. Gene Ontology annotation, biological process: sexual reproduction. NCBI's taxonomy places the organism in Eukaryota, Viridiplantae, Streptophyta, Magnoliopsida, Poales, Poaceae.